Brachypodium distachyon (stiff brome) is the source of this 1197-nucleotide messenger RNA. RefSeq names its product eukaryotic translation initiation factor 3 subunit G. The transcript has 2 exons. The coding region runs from base 99 to 962 and encodes 287 amino acids. Gene Ontology annotation, cellular component: cytoplasm; eukaryotic translation initiation factor 3 complex. Gene Ontology annotation, molecular function: RNA binding; translation initiation factor activity. NCBI's taxonomy places the organism in Eukaryota, Viridiplantae, Streptophyta, Magnoliopsida, Poales, Poaceae. The record is from RefSeq and is a predicted model, not a curated record.
CUGAUCCGAACCACCUAUCCCCAAGCCCAACCAGACUCGAAAGCAAUCCGCCCACACCGCCGCACCCCGAACCCUAGCGCCCUGCGAAACCAGCGACGAUGGCGGCGGGCAAGAUCCGGUGGGGGGAGCUCGAGGAGGACGACGGGGGCGACCUCGACUUCCUGCUCCCGCCGAGGGUUGUCAUCGGGCCCGACGAGAACGGCAUCAAGAAGACGAUCGAGUACCGCUUCGACGACGACGGCAACAAGGUGAAGGUCACCACCACCACCCGCGUCCGCAAGCUCGCCCGCGCGCGCCUCUCCAAGGCCGCCAUCGAGCGCCGCUCCUGGGGGAAGUUCGGCGACGCCGCCAAAGAGGACGCCGGCUCGCGGCUCACCAUGGUCUCGACAGAGGAGAUCCUCCUCGAGCGCCCACGCGCCCCAGGAAGCAAAGCUGAUGAACCAAGUGCUUCUGGUGAUCCACUGGCAAUGGCAAGCAAGGGUGGUGCUGUUCUCAUGGUUUGCAGAACUUGUGGUAAGAAGGGUGACCACUGGACCUCGAAGUGCCCAUACAAGGACCUUGCUGGACCUGCUGAGACUGUGGACAGGCCUCCUACUUCUGAUGGACCUUCAGCACUAGGUGCAUCCGCUAAGGGUUCAUCAUAUGUUCCUCCGAGGUUAAGGGCUGGUGCGCCUACUGAUUCUGGACACGACAUGAGGCGCAGGAAUGAUGAGAACUCUGUCCGUGUUACCAAUCUAUCAGAGGAUACCCGUGAGCCCGACCUCCUUGAGCUGUUCCGCACAUUUGGCCCGGUCAGCCGUGUCUAUGUUGCUGUGGAUCAGAAGACUGGAUCAAGUAGGGGCUUUGGCUUUGUCAACUUUGUCCACAGAGAAGAUGCAGAGAAGGCUAUCAGCAAGCUCAAUGGGUAUGGUUAUGAUAACCUUAUCCUCCGUGUUGAGUGGGCAACACCAAGGCCCAACUAGUUGCUACCUAUUAGCAUUGGGGAUUUCCGUGAAGUAUUCUGCCAGUAUGGUCUUUUGAAAUACUAGUACCUUUUGUACUGCCCAUAUCAUGCGUCGUGAACUUUUGUGGUUGUGUUAUGCCUUUGUCGAGAAUAACAGUACUCUGCUUCUGUUUAUGCUAAUAGUCCGAAAGUGAAUUUUGUAAGGAUGGCAUGGGAGUUUCAUAAUCAUUAUGUUUUGUAGAGUGGUUGCUUUA